UCUCGGGUCAACAGUUACAGAGCUAACGACGCAGGAGCUAAAAGCUAACCUGAAAUGGCGACGGCAAUAUACUUGGAACAUUACCUUGACAGUAUUGAGAAUCUACCAUGUGAGCUACAGAGAAAUUUUACUUUGAUGCGGGACCUGGACAACAGGACUGAAGAAAAGAAAGGUGAGAUUGACAAACUGGCUGAAGAGUACAUACUGAAUGUGAAGAACCUGGCCUCAGAACAAAGAGUGGAGCACCUGCAGAAGAUCCAAAAUGCCUACAGCAAGUGCAAAGAGUUCAGCGAUGACAAAGUCCAGCUUGCAAUGCAGACCUACGAAAUGGUGGACAAGCAUAUCCGCAGACUGGAUGCAGAUCUGGCACGGUUUGAGAAUGAGCUGAAGGAGAAACUGGAAGUGAGCGGCUAUGAAAGUACAGAUGGAAGAGCAUUGAAAAAGGGCGAUUCUCGGGGGCUGAGAGAAAAGCGUGGAUCCAGAGCACGUGUGAGGAAAGGUUCUGAUGAAGAUUCUCCAAGAAAGAAAAAGAUGAAAAACAGCCCAGACUUGAGUGAAGCCCUCCUGCCUAUGCAGCCAUCAGACGUUUUGGACAUGCCAGUAGAUCCCAACGAGCCUACAUACUGCCUGUGCCAUCAGGUGUCAUACGGAGAGAUGAUUGGAUGUGAUAACCCAGAUUGUCCGAUUGAGUGGUUUCACUUUGCUUGUGUUGAUCUUGCCACUAAGCCCAAAGGAAAAUGGUUUUGUCCGAGAUGCACCCAAGACAAGAAGAAAAAAUGAGAUUUAUUGUUUUUAGAAAUACUUAUAACUAAUAAUGUAUGUAUUUCGGUGUAGUUUAAUAGUGUAAUAUAUAUAUUUCAGCUCCUAUUACUCUCCAUAGAGAUGGUGGGUCACACAGCUUUUUUAAAGGCCUAAUCCGGAUUUGGAGUAUAGCUACACUUGUGGCACAUCAUCGCUGUUUUAUUGGCUUCACUGUUUGUGUCAUUGUUUUUAAGACAGCUGUCUUUGUCCAGUAGCUUUAAAAUAAUCAUAUCACCUAUAUGUUAUUAGUGUACUCUGGGUAAAUUUGUCUGGGCAGUGAAGUUGACGUUACACAAAUGAUCACCCAUCAGAAAAUCAUAUAUUGUAUAUCUAAUGUAUGUCAGUAACAUACUCAAAGAUCCCGGAUUGUGGCUUUAGUAUACUUGAAACUUCAAUUUUAUAAAGAACUAUUUUUUAAACAAAUUGAAAGCCUGCUGAGAAUUUACAGUUUUAAACACCUAAAUCCUUACCAAAAAUUGUGGCGGUAAAAGGAAUUGUGUGUCAGAUUUUCCGUUACCUACCUCCUUAGAGAACACAUCAGCACUGCAUCAAUGACUGCAAUUGAUACCCAUGUAAAAAAUUAGUUUUGAUUAGCUUAAGCCAAACAAGCAAAGUAAUGUAAAUUGUCUGAUUCUCACGAAAACCUGUGACAUUUUUGAAUGUAUUGUGGUACUAAUGGUCAGUCAGUCAGUGUCUCUGAAUGAGGUUUUUAAGCACUUUGAAUGAAAUUUUCCCCUAAUGAGGUUUGAUACUGCAGGCGUGGUUUUAUGAUCAAGUUAAUCUCACUUAAAACUUUGCCAUAGUACAUUACAUCAAACCAUAUGGAAAUAUAUAUAUUUUGUAUAUGAAACAAUAUUUUGUGGACACGGUUUUCCCAAAGAUAUAUUUGUUGUAUUGAUUACUUAUUGGUGAACGCUCAAAUUUUAUUUAAUAGGAUUUUAGCAUCUUUCAUAUUCAACUGUGAAUAUUACUCAUGUAGGUAUAAGCCACAAAUAAAAGAGCCAAAGUCUUUGUAUUUUGUAAAUU
This is a messenger RNA of Scomber scombrus (Atlantic mackerel), 1827 nucleotides long. RefSeq names its product inhibitor of growth family, member 5a (gene ing5a). NCBI's taxonomy places the organism in Eukaryota, Metazoa, Chordata, Actinopteri, Scombriformes, Scombridae. Gene Ontology annotation, biological process: positive regulation of apoptotic signaling pathway; positive regulation of DNA-templated transcription. The record is from RefSeq and is a predicted model, not a curated record. The transcript has 8 exons. Gene Ontology annotation, cellular component: nucleus. Bases 55 to 780 code for a protein of 241 amino acids. Gene Ontology annotation, molecular function: chromatin binding.